Messenger RNA from Lithohypha guttulata, 1023 nucleotides. It is a transcript of the gene vip1, whose product is annotated as Protein vip1. The record is from RefSeq and is a predicted model, not a curated record. Gene Ontology annotation, molecular function: RNA binding. The transcript is spliced from 2 exons. NCBI's taxonomy places the organism in Eukaryota, Fungi, Ascomycota, Eurotiomycetes, Chaetothyriales, Trichomeriaceae. Gene Ontology annotation, cellular component: nucleoplasm. The coding region runs from base 1 to 1023 and encodes 340 amino acids.
AUGUCGACAACCGUCCACGUUAAAGGAAUCUCUCACGAGACAACGGAGAAAGAGGUCAAGGAUUUCUUCUCCUUCUGUGGUAAAAUCACCAAUCUCUCCAUUACACCAGUAUCGGGCGAUGCCAAUGCCGAGAAGUCGGCCACUGUCACGUUCGAGAAAGAGACAGCUGCCAAAACCGCUUUGCUACUCGACAAUACUCAGCUUGGAAAGUCUCAAGUACAUGUAUCGUCAGCCUCAAGCAUAGACCAGGUGGCUACACAGGCUGGCUCAGCAACUACAAGUGCAGCUCAGGCUGCUGAGGAUCACAUCUCUCAAGAGGACAAGCCUCGAUCAAGAAUUGUUGCCGAGUAUCUUGCUCACGGUUACGCUUUGUCCGAUAACGUCAUCACGAAGGCUCUUGACCUUGACAAGCAGCAUGGCUAUAGCAACAGAUUCACAGCCGUUCUUUCCAACUUCGACCAGAAAUACAAGGUCACCGACAAGUCUAAGGACCUGGACAACAAGUACAAGGUGACCGACAAGGCCUGGGGUGCUUGGGGUGGUUUGAACAGCUAUUUCGAGAAAGCCCUCAACACACCCACCGGACAAAAACUUCGCGACUUUUAUGUGCAGGGUGAGAAGCAGGUUACCGAUGUACACAAUGAAGCCAGAAGAUUGGCAGAUAUGAAGAAGGGUCCCGGCAAGGAAGAACCACAUACAGUCGCUGGACAGCCAAACAAAACAGUUUGUAGCUGUGGUGGCUCUGAGGGCGUUUGUGGUUGUGCACCAGGCAAGUGCUCUUGCGCCAACUGCAGCAAGAGUGAUGAUCCUAGUAAGACGGAAAACCCUCCUCAGGAGGUCCAGGGUACGCAGAAGACUGUGUGCACUUGCGGAGGCAAAGAUGGUGUUUGCGGGUGCGCCCCUGGAAAGUGUGCUUGUGCGGGUUGUUCCAAGGCUUCCUCAGAGGCAACCUCUGAGGUCAAGGAGGCUGCUCAGGCGUCGGGUCAGCACUUGCCAAAGGAGACGUUUGGCACUGCAUACUGA